UUCCCCUCCCUCCCCUCGCCGCCGCCGGAGGAUGCUGGUGGGCGAAGCCCUCGUCGGUGGACGGCGGCGGCGGGGCCCUUGUUCGCGUGCUCGCGCGCUGGAGCGGUGGGAACGUGCUCGCGCGCUGGAGCAGUGGGAGCGUGUGGUGGCGCGUCGGAAAGCUGUCCGCGUGCACGAGAGCUCGAGAUGGCGCGGUGCGUGUGCGCGGAGGCGCUGCUACGGCGACUGCCGGCCGCUGCAGCGAGCGACAGAGCUGGGGGCGCCCAGAUCUGGGCCGCGCAGGCCCGCCUUGGCCCGAGUCAACCACUCUGCCCCCACCCACCCUUCUCCCUCCUCCCACCCCUCCCAGCCGCUGCCGGUGGUUGCCGCUGGGUUGUGCACGCACGCGGUGACCCUGACGGUUGCUGCGAUGCUGUGCCACGGUGAAUCCCGGCGGCGGAGGCUGCGGGCCGGCGUGGUGCAGGUGAUCGUUGUCGCCUGCUGGACGCGCUCCCGGUGGUGGCCGGCCUGCUCGCGCUGCGCUGGCCGGUGCCCAAACCCGCGACUACCGACGUUCCUAGGCUUCCCGCUCCAUGUGCUUCCGUCUUCUCCAACGUUCUUCGUCAUGUCCGGUCUGCAUCUGCAUCUGAGGUCCUUGCUCAUGGGUCGGGGCAAAAUCCCCGCGCAGCGUCGGCCUGCGCUGUGA
Messenger RNA from Hordeum vulgare subsp. vulgare (domesticated barley), 685 nucleotides. RefSeq lists its product as uncharacterized. Bases 32 to 685 code for a protein of 217 amino acids. Lineage: Eukaryota; Viridiplantae; Streptophyta; Magnoliopsida; Poales; Poaceae. The transcript has a single exon. The record is from RefSeq and is a predicted model, not a curated record.